GGCCGGUCCAGGGCAACCUCCAGGCGUCCAUGGAAGCGGAGGGUGGGGAGCCCAGGCCGGGGGCCGCCUCCCCCCUCUGGUGCUGCCGGUAGGGACCGGGGGGUGGCCCGGGCUGGGGCCCCGUGGCAGGUGCAGUCAGUGUGUCCCCUUAUGAAUGGACAUGGCAGGACCUGCUAUACGCAUUGGGGAUCAGCUCAUCCUAGAAGAAGAUUAUGAUGAAACAUACAUACCCAGUGAGCAAGAAAUUCAGGAGUUUGCCAGGGAGAUAGGGAUUGACCCUGAGAACGAGCCGGAGUUGAUGUGGCUGGCCAGAGAAGGCAUUGUGGCUCCUUUACCUCCAGAGUGGAAACCAUGUCAAGAUAUCACUGGCGACAUCUAUUACUUUAACUUUUCUAAUGGCCAGUCCACAUGGGACCACCCUUGUGAUGAACAUUAUAGAGAACUUGUGAUCCAGGAGCGGGAGAAGCUUUCAGCUCAUGGCAGCAUUAAAAAGAAAGACAAGAAGAAGAGAAAAGACAAGAAGGAGAAGAAAGAGAAGAAGGAGAGAGAGCCAAUGAAACAUGCUGCGGAAAUGCAGCCAGAGCCAGGGAUUCUUCCUUCAACAUCCUUUUAUCGAAUGUCCUCUCCCAUCCUGUCCUCUGAGUGUGCAAGUCCUGAUCUAGAUCAGGAUAGCCAGAUGAGAAACGAGGGCUUUCUUAAGAAAGGUAAAGGAAAGACCUCUGAGAGACCACCAGAGACAAGUGACUCAAACAGACAGUUUGCAGGGCCUUCCCCAAAUAAACUGCAGCCACUUCUCACAGCCAAGUCCUGCAGAACUCACCAGAUCUUAGCUGAUGUGGAGAAAAUUUUAGGAAGGACGCCAUCUUUUAGCAGAUCGGAUGUAGACCACCAGCAGGCCCAAGACAAGUCCCCAAAAAUUGGAGACAAGCCUUGUCUUGAUUUUUCUGACUCGGAGUCUGAAGGUUUAGAUGUUGUUAGGACAAAGCCCAUUUCCUACGUGGCAAAGAAAUCGUGUUCACAAGACCUUGAGAAUGGGAGAAGUGUCCCUGAUUCCCGCGAGGUCCUGGAGGACAAAGUUCCGCUCUUUGUGGAGGAAAAGCUGUCUGACAACCGGAAGAAGGAGGAAAUGACAGGAGAGAGUGUCUGUCAGUCUGAUGAAGGCUUAUCGGUCAGAGAAAGAUCAACAGGGCCUGGUGGUGAUAAGGAAAGAGGCCCAGGUUUCUCACAAGCUGAUGAAAAUGAAGCUUUCUUGACUCCCAGGGCCCCUGACCAUAUUUUUUACAGCAGGAAAUGUGAAAUGAUUCUCUUUGAUGCCAGUCCCCCGGAAGACCUGAGUUUGAUGGAGGAGGGUGAUGUUCACUGUCCCCAACGAGAGCUGAGGGCACACAGCAGAGCGGUUGAGAGCAGAAGGAAGAGAAAACUUCAGGAUCAGGCAUUGAGUCAAGCCACCAAACUUUGCAAGAGCAGUGAGGCUGUCGGCAAGCGUGAGAGAGAGAGCUCAAAGCAGGCAGAGUUUGUUGAAUCUGAAGGAGCAGGCCUACAAGCAGCCCCGCAAAAAGACCGAUUAGACAGCCACCCGGCAGUUCCUGAAAUGACUGCAGAUACAUUACCCUACACCAGAGGGGUAGAAGUUUAUGCUCAAGCAGGAGCUGAUGUUUCUGCGUCAGAGCCUGUUUCUCUCUCUGCUGCACAGCACAGAGACAAGGAGAAGGCAAACGGUUUGGGGACUGAACCUUACAGCAGUGUUGCAAGCAACUCAGCUGAUCAUUUUGCAUCACAGAUUUUGGGAGAGGUUGAUAACUUCUCCUGGGAUCUCCAGAGCUCUCGUGAGUCUGACAGACCAACAGAUCUGCUUGCUGCUGCUGCUGCUAAAGGGCCUCUACCCACUCACCCUUUUACAGGAACUCUCCAAACUCCGCCACAAAGCUCAGCCAAUGGAAAGUCGCAGAGUGACUGUAACUCUGAGGAUGAGAAGUUCUAUCAGCAUGUGCAGGAAAACGAUCAAGUAACUAGUCAGGAACAUAGUUGUGUCAGUUUUAACAUGAAACUGAAUAGGUCACGUGAUGCCCCUGAGAAGAACAAUGAGGGCAGACAAGAAGAAACAGGAGAAGGAGAGCAAAAGACAGAGCCAGUUCCUAGAGGGCUAGAGGCAGGUGUGCUCACAGAGGGUUUACAGGUGUCUCCUGGUUGGCUUUAUCAGACAGCUGAGUGCCAGGAAAGCAGCAGGCUCUGUCGGCAGGUGGAAGGAGAGUUGACCCAGAGCGGAAAAGUGACUGAGGAUUACAGCAAACUGGAGCUUUGUGAAGGAGCAGGCAGUAAUGAGUCUCCAGGUUCCCUGCUAGCACCUGUCCAAGUUCCCCUGGGGAGUCUUGCUCCUUUACGUGGUGUCGUGGAUGGUCCAGCCAGUGCCCUCCGUGGCUCGCUAAGCACCAGUGUGGAGAUCUCCGGGGUACCCAGUCCGCUGCUCAGAGAAGGAACUCUGCCUCCACAGACCCUUAAAUCCACCGGCUGCACUAAGAGCUUGCUGGGAUCCAUGCAUGAGGAAAAAGCCUCCUUAAAUCUCCUAGUUCUAGAUGAAGGGGAAAAUGAAGAGGAAGAGAGCGAGAAUCAGAGUCCCCGUGGGACAGCGAGACUGCUCAAAAAUCUGCACAUGGAUAUUAGCGCUCUAGGAGGCGGCUUCGAGUAUGAGAAGGAGUCCUUGAAAGUGAGUCACGCUGAAGAAAGUCAAACGUUUCCCUUGGAUUCUGAUGGUGUGCGCCCUCCGGCUCCGGACAAACUGCUUGACAGAGAUGCUAACAGCAGCCUGUGUGGUCUGAACAAAGAAGAGUCCAGUGGGAAACCCAUGGGGACUGAACUGUUAGAAAAGGAAGAUACUGAUGUAGAAGAUGCAGUUUCUGUAGCUUAUGAACAGUCAGGAACUCCGGGGGAAAGGACAGCGGAGGGGACACAUGUGGUCAGCGGUCAAGGGCAUCCCAUAGCUGCGUCUCCAGAUGUUAGAGCUGCUGAGACAGAUCAGCUGGAAAGUGUGGCUGUCACCAUUGACACCAUGUCUGUCAGUGAAAAGAUUGUAAAUGGAAUGAGGGAAGAAGCAGCUGAUCUGAAAACCGACAGCAAGCUGGAUGCUGGCAAAGAGUCCGAGGCCAGUGAGCACGUGAAAGAAUUGCAGGUUUCUGACCGUUCGGAUCAUGAGCUGCUUCGUCUGAUGGACUUUGGUUUCCAAAGUCGGAUCUCCGAGCAGGUCCUGGAUAUGGGUAUGCUUUCUGCUGCUCUGGACAGUCCCAAGGUUGAGGCCCAGAGGCUGGGAGAAGAGGAAAAGGACCAAAGCAAAGCCAGCUUAGAAGAAGAGCAAAGCAAAAGACCCAAAGUUGCUGAGAGUGAGAGGGACCAGCGCCCCUUCAGUGCUUGCGAACUGGCCGAAGAGAAGUGUUUAAGUUUAGAGAAUGCCAGCCAGGAAGAGACUGCUGCCCUGGAGCAAAAGGAGGGAUCGCUGGAUAAUCCAGAGGAGGAGGAGCCUGCAGCCCUUCACCAGGAACAACUUGGGGAGGAAAUGAAGCAAGUGGUGUCCUUGAAUUGGCCUUCUGCAGAAUCCCUGAAGGAAAUAGCCAGGGAGCAGAAGCAGGAGCUGGAGCAAGAAAAAAUGCGUUUACUGCAAGCAAAGGAGGAGAGGGUUCAGCGAUUCCAGGAGGAGUUGAGGCAAGAGGAGGAGGAAGAAGCUCAAGUGCUUCAUCAGCAGAAAGAAAAGUCCCUCCGGUCUCUUAAAGAGGAGCUGGCGAAAGCUUCUGAGGAGGAAGAGCUGCGGAUGAGAGAGGAAGAGGUCGAGAAGCUCUCAAAGCUGCGAGCCCAGAUCAGCUCAGAGACCGAGACAGAAAAGGAGAAAAUAAGGGCCGAGCAAGAGGCUGCAUUGCAAAAGCUGAGAGAGGAGUGGGAGUCCUUGCGGAAGGUGGAGAGGGAGAGCUUGGAGGAGAGGAAGAAGCGUGUUUUGGAGAUGCUGAAGGUGGAAGUUGAGGAAACACAGCAGAGAGAAGCGACAGAGAUGGAACAGGAGAAGGAGCGAGUCCUGAAUGAGUUAAAGGAGAGAUUAGAAAGAGAGAGAAAAGAGGCUGCAGAAGUGCUAGAGAAGCAGUUUGCAGCUGAGCUCCAGGAGCUAAAAUCUACAGCAGAAGAGAAACACCAAAAGGUUGUUUCCAGCUUCCGGAAGCAAAUAGCAGAGGCCCAGAGGAGUGAGGAGGCCCAGCUGCACGAGGAGUUGGAGAGAGCAGAGCAAAAAGUGCAGCAAAAAAUGUAUCGAGUAGCAGAGUUCGAGCGAGAGCUCAGUGAGCUCAUGAAAGAGAAAUGCCAGCAAGUGGAGAGAGACCAUGACCGGAAAAUGGAGAGGAUGAAAGAGGAGCAUAAGGAAGUCCUGGCGAGGAUUCAAGAUCAGUACGAGGAGGAGGAGAGAAAGCAAAGAGCCAAGAAGCUCGAGGAGCUGAAAGGGGAGCUGGAGCGCCUGAGACAGCUCCAUGAUGGGGAGCUGAGGGCUUUGCAGAAGCAGCUGGAUGAGCAGCUUAGUGACUUGCGGCAGAGCCACAAGGCGAAGGAACGAAAACUCCAGGAGUUGGAAAUGGAACUCGAAAUACGAGCAACAGAUGCCAGGGCCAGAUGUGCUCAGCUGAAUCACCAGGAAGAGGCCAUGAGAAAGAAAAGGCAGCAGCUUCUGGACGAAGAGAAACAAACUGAGCUGCAGAGAAAUGAAGCUGCUUCGGCUGCUCAGCUCCGCCUAGAGGAGUCUAGAAAAGAGCAUGCUGACCUCGUGGAAUCCAUCCGCCAGUUGCGCAGGACUCUGGAGGAGCUUCAAGACCAGAAGGCUGAGUUGGAGUCCCAAGUGGAUCUGUUGCAGACCCGAAGCCAGAGGCUGCAGAGACGGAUCAGUGAACUAGAGGCUGCAGUCCAGAGCAAACAGGAGACCCUGAAGGAGCUGGUAGCCGAAGACAGCAUGGCAUCUCCCAGAAGGGAAGCUGAGCUCCACCUUGAGGACCUGAGAGAGACGCUUCAAGCUCACUCCUCCAGAGAGCCUGCUUCCUUAACCUCGCACAGCAAUGAGGAUAGUGACCUCCAACUCGAUAAUGUCAGACACUUCAUUUCUGCAGAAGGAGUCUCCAUAAAGAACGCCAAGGAGUUCCUGGUGCGUCAGACUCGCUCCAUGAGGAAAAGGCACACUGCACUGAAAGCUGCAAAGCAGCAUUGGCGUCACAACAUGCAGCAGGCACAGGACGCGGUGCAGGAUCCAGAUAGCUCUCAGCUUCUGGAGGACGUGCGUCGGAACUUGGAGGAGGAGUCAGAGCAGCUGGACAAGAUGAAGUCGGCCAUGCGGAAAGGGCAGGUGCUGCUGAAGAAGAAGGAAGAGAAGCUGAGCCAACUGGAGUCUUCGCUGCUGGAGGAGCUUUCUGAUGAAGAUACACUGAAAGGUGCUGCGUGUAAAAAGGUGGUAACCUUUGACCUUAGUGAUUCUGAAGACACACACAGCCUGAGCAGCACAGAUGUACCUCAGCACAAAUUUGACUUGAAACCAGAUGUCCAGUUCCCCCAGCUCGACAAGAUCCAGCACUUGACCAGCACUCUGCAGCACAUCACCGCUGAGCUGAACGGGGUCCUUGGCACCUUGGGCUCUUUGAACCAUCGGCAGCCUCUGCUCUUCGCUCCUGUGCAGGUGCCGAUGCCUGCUCUGCCCAGUGAUGGGGUUCCUCUUUCCACGUACACCUCUUUGGCAAGAGCCCAGGCUGCUGGCCCCAUCGUGCCGCCUGCUGGGAUCCCUUUGGUUAACCAGUGGGCGUGGAGUACCGGUUUGAACUCCAGCCUCUCUUCCACAGCCGGUCAGUCAGUGGACAACAUACUGGCAGAGAAAUGGCGCAAGUAUUUCCCAGGUGGGUUCCCGUCGCUCAGUGGAAGUCCCGCCCCUUUGGACAGCAAUCUAGGUUAUUUACCUGCAGGUGAGCAAAUCCGCCUGUUCCAGCGUUCCCAGCUCCGAGGCCCUGAGACAGACAGUACUAGUGUCCAGGGAAUGAUUGAUGCCAACAAGAAAUGGCUGGAAAAUUUCAAGAAGGAUUCAAAAGUUCCUCUCUUUCCAAGCACACAGAAGCCCUCUGCCAGCAGCCCAGGCCUGGUGCAGCUCGGGCUGGAUGAAAACAACCAGAUUAAAGUGUAUCACUACUAAAAGAUGACGGAGCCCCAGCAGAGAGGGGCAGAGCCUUCCCAGCCCUGUGCCCCAGGAGACAGCCUGGCAAAAGAGCAUCACGGCCGCGCUCUGUUCCCUCUUACAAUACAUUGCGUUGCAGUGGUACCCAGUGGUCUCUCGUCUGUCUUUUUGCUCUGCCCUUGAAAUAAAGUUUCUUUCCAGGAGGAGGGAGGAAGUGGACUUCCCAAGUGAAUUCUUCUAAUCCUGUAAUGUGUCCAAAUAUACUUUAUAGACUGCUUAAUCCAGUGCUGAAAUAUCAGGGCUUCAAUAAAUCAACAGUUCCCUCAUUAGUAUUCCAGCAAUCACCUGAUGGAAAUGUGACUCACCGAGGACUUGGAAUAACUUGUUGCGGGGGAGGAGGUGAAUUCCAACAGGAAACUGUUGCUAGAGGAAAAGAAUGCACUGUGGAUUCACAACAAAGAGGGGUUGCAGGUGACCUCAGACCCAGCCUCUGUGGCACAAACUUGAGCUUGAGAGAAUGAAAAGCAAAUGUCUAUAAUAUUUUUACAUGGAAGAGCACAGUCGAAAGCAAUAUAGUCAGAGCUUCUGGGCACCACAUCCUGACCAAACAGUGUUGUUUUUUUCUUCCUGUUAUAGUCAGGAUUCUUUUUAAUAUCCAAUGUUGAGUUUGUUUCUAGUUGAAAAUGUUUUGUAUUCAGGGGACAGUGGAGGCUAAGCCUCUGGGAAGGGUUUUAACAAACACACUUUGUUUUUGACAGGGCAGAAGCCAUAGGGCCAGACAGGGCCCGGUGGGGAUGGCUUACAGGGCUGAUGCGAUGGAGGAGACCUCCCCACUCCCCCGAACUGUGCGGUUCGAAUCAGGGUGAUUGGAAAAGCCUGUGGUGGGAGUCUGUCUGGAUUCUCUCCCGUCUGGAUUUGCUGAGAGCCAGGCUGGAGGACAUGGUGGGCAGAGGCUGUCGUGAGAGUGUCUCUGGCUGGUCUCCAGCGAUGCACCCAUUGUUACUGGUGUCAGUGGAACUAUAUGAACAGGUGUGGCCUUGAAUAACCACCAGUAAUAGAUAGAGCCCCCGCCAAGCCAAGUCCUCUCACUCCCUGGGGGAGCCCAGCUUCAGACUUGGGCUGGCUUAGGGCCAUUUCCGAUAAGGGCUGAGCUUGACGAUACGCGAGGCAGACUAGGAGCCGGCUCGCUGCUGGGUCUGUAUCUGCUCUGCAGGACUUGUUGGGGAGAGCUGGUUUGGUCAGAGAAACGGCUCUGACUGGGCCGGAGUGGAGGCUGACAUGUUGGAUAAGGUCGUUUCUGCUUUGCACGGUCGCUUUUCUGACUGCAGCCGCCCGUGCUUUUAAGUUCCUCCGUUUGCCGGGCCCCUCCAGCUGGUUUGAGUAGUGUGGUGCAAGCCAGUGUUGCUCCGGAGAGGCUGCUGUUCUGGGGUGGGAAAGGCAUUUCUGUGUCCGAGCACUCGCUCAUGCUGCAGUGCCUGAACCUGAGGAGGCAGCCCUCUGAGACAGCGCAGAGCAGACGAGCAAUGGGAUUGUACGGCAGGGAGGGUGCCACGUAUCUGUCAGCUCCUCAACUGGGGGCCAAUCCCAAGGCCACUGAAGUCCAUUGUGAGACGCUUUCCUCAGCAUUGGGCCAGUCCCUUUGAGUGGCUGCAGCUUGAGUCGUUGCCUUGUGGAAAUGAAAAACCCAUUUGGCGUUUGCCUGAAGACAGCCUUUAAAAAAUAUCAUCCUAUCCUGGCCUCAGUUCUGGGUCAGGGCAGCGAGGAGGAAAUGCAGAGGUGGGGGUAGAGGCUGCAUUUCCAGCUGCUGCGUGGUGCUGUGUCAUUAGCCAUCAUUCCUCCAAGCUGGCUUGGGAUAUUUAUGCUUUUUAAACAACAUUUUUCUUUCUGGCAAUUAUUGUUUGACUAAAAAUCUGCAUUAAAGGGAUGAGAAAUCAUCCUUCAAACAGUCCCUACCAGAGAUGACUGGAAAUUGUAGCUUUCCACCCUUUCAGACUGUUUGCGUUUCUCAGCUUGGAUAGUGAGGAUAGGCUUAAACAGAAAGUGACCUUGUCUGGCUCGUUUUGCUUUCUGAUUCUCAUGCACUAGCACCUGGUUGCAAUAGUUCGGGUUGCAAAUGCUUCAGGGACGUGUUUACACGCAAACCGAAAAAUGUUUACUUAAAUUUUUAAACAAGAGAAAAUGUCUUUUUACAUUUUAUAACUUUUUAAAUAAUACCCAACUUUUUUAAUGUGAGCUACCUGACUUUGUUCUCCUUAAACAAGGCCUUGGGCUGGUUCUGCAGACAGAUCCAGGGGGGUGGAUUUGUGUUCACAGGGUCUGGCACUAGCAUCUGUUACCCCUUUCCUUGCUGGUAAACUGAGGGCAGGUGACUCCCAGAAGCACUGCUGAUAUAACACGGCAUGCUGAUUGAUGUCCUUGCCUAAGGAAAGAAACCCUAGGGCACACUUAGCAGUACGGACUGACCGAGAGGCCUUGAGUGACCACUGAGAACCGCCGCCAGGAAAGAAUGGAUCGUUAUGUAGGUUUCCUGCCCGCUGUACCAGAUCACACAAAUCCUUGCCUGCGGGGAUUUUGCUUUUAGUCUCUCUCAGCUAUUGAGAAAACCACAUGGCAGCCCUCAGCUAUUUUUAACAACAGCCCCACUUGUCCUGGCUUUCCCCAGCACUGAACCCCUCUGCAGUCAUUCGUACAUUAUACCCAAAGCACACGCAGCAGAAGACAUGGAAUUAUACCUGUGCGUUCUAGAGAGUGUAUAUUCGUCGUGUGGGUAAAAGACUAUUUUAGUAACCAAAUUACUGUGUUUCUGUCGCAGGUCUCUUUUCCCCCUUGCCCCUUGUGACGCUUUAAGCUGUAUCCUGUUUUGUAUGCAAAUUAAAUUGACACAGAUCUAUUUUGUACAA
Messenger RNA from Mauremys mutica (yellowpond turtle), 9072 nucleotides. RefSeq names its product centrosomal protein 164 (gene CEP164). The record is from RefSeq and is a predicted model, not a curated record. Lineage: Eukaryota; Metazoa; Chordata; Testudines; Geoemydidae. The coding region runs from base 155 to 6190 and encodes 2011 amino acids. The transcript is spliced from 32 exons. Gene Ontology annotation, molecular function: protein binding.